Cavenderia fasciculata is the source of this 486-nucleotide messenger RNA. RefSeq lists its product as uncharacterized. NCBI's taxonomy places the organism in Eukaryota, Evosea, Eumycetozoa, Acytosteliales, Cavenderiaceae. The record is from RefSeq and is a predicted model, not a curated record. The transcript has a single exon. The coding region runs from base 1 to 486 and encodes 161 amino acids.
AUGGGAGUAGAAGAUAAAAUCAAUAGAUCAGGAGUAUUAAAUAAAAGUUAUGAUAGUAGUAUAUCAAUUGAUAUAACUCCAAAUGUUCAAGCACCAAAUAUUUAUAGAAAUAAUGAUAAUACCAACAAUAUUAAUAACAAUAAUAACAACAAUAAUAUUGCUAAACCAAUACCAAUCAAACAACCAUUAUUUCAAGUAAAACCUGGAAAGGAAUGGGGAGUAACAGAGAAAUUAGAAUUUGAUACUAAAAUGGAGAAACAAGUAAAACAUGAUGAGUUUAUGAUGAAACUUGUUAUCUGUCUUGGUUUCCUAUUCUAUCCCAUUUGGUUUGCUGGUCCAAUAGGUCUUAGAUCAAUAUCAAAAAAGGCUAGAAAAAUUGGUCUAACUUGUAUUUUACUUGGUUCAGUUGUUCAUGUCAUUUUAGAAGUAUCUCUUGUAUUCUAUAUCUCUUCAGUAAUAAGUCAAAACUAUACUGCUGGUAGAUAA